AUGGCUCCUAAACACUCCUUCAUCCAUGCAGAAGACUUCGCUACUCCUUCCGAUUUGGUCGAAUACCUCGACUACUUGGACAACAACGAUACCGCUUAUUUGGAAUACCACGCCUGGCGAAAUGAAAUCCCAACCUUUGACGAACCAAUGAUGGGCUCGACAGAAAGGAUGCUCUGCGGAGCUUGCAAAGAAAUCGCGCUCAGAAAGUCGCAAGGAUUUCCAAAGAGAAUGAUCGACUCGGUCGCAAGUUGGUGGUGGAUGAACACACACGACGACAUGUGCGUCCAAGGAACAGAAAUCCCAGACUGGCUCAACGAGAUCCCCGUCGUUUCAAUGGAAGACUCCUACGACGAGAAAAGAGAGGGUAACAUCAUAACCCCUUCAGAUCUUUCAGAGGACUUCUCCCUUCUCGCGACGCUCCAAGAGAAACCAACUCACCACAAGCGCCGACGCCGCUAA
Messenger RNA from Oikopleura dioica, 459 nucleotides. The record is from the annotation of a GenBank genome assembly. NCBI's taxonomy places the organism in Eukaryota, Metazoa, Chordata, Appendicularia, Copelata, Oikopleuridae.